Molecule: messenger RNA, 1697 nt
Organism: Xyrauchen texanus (razorback sucker)
Lineage: Eukaryota; Metazoa; Chordata; Actinopteri; Cypriniformes; Catostomidae
Gene: rbks
Product: ribokinase
Exons: 9
Coding region: 97-1032 (311 amino acids)
Biological process (GO): D-ribose metabolic process
Molecular function (GO): ribokinase activity
Source: RefSeq, a predicted model, not a curated record
GUCCGCUGUCUUGUCACAUGUGUUUGUGUACCUUCUGAUUGCUGUUUUGACUGUUAGAUCGCUAUUUUAAUCUGAGAAAUCAGCGGGGAAUAGGUCAUGUCUGAAGACGUGAGUGUUAUAGUGGUGGGUUCCUGUAUGACCGACUUGGUUAGCCAGGCACCUCGACUUCCCAAAGCUGGAGAGACGAUACAUGGACACAAGUUCUUUAUCGGAUUUGGUGGCAAAGGAGCCAAUCAGUGUGUUCAAGCUGCACGAAUGGGGGUCAAGACUGCCAUGGUGUGCAAGGUCGGCAAAGACUUUUUUGGGGACAACUACAUUCAGAACUUCAAAAAUAAUGGCGUAUCCACUGAUUUUGUAGAACAGACUGAAAAAGCUGCAACCGGAGCUGCCUCUAUCAUCGUCAAUAACACAGGUGAGAAUGCAAUAGUGAUAGUGGCUGGUGCUAAUAUGCUGCUUGGAGAAGAGGAGCUGCGGCGGGCACAAUCCGCCAUUACUAGAGCCAAAGUACUCAUUUGCCAACUUGAAAUCAAGCCAGAUGCAUCACUACAGGCCUUGAGAAUUGCUAAAGAGCACCACGUGAAAACCAUUUUCAAUCCAGCCCCUGCUGUCACAGACCUGCAAUCUGAUUUCUACAAAGCAUCUGAUGUUUUCUGCUGUAAUGAGUCUGAGGCAGAGCUGCUGACCGGAAUGGCUGUUACCUCAGUGGAAGAUGCAAGUCAAGUCAGCCUGGAACUGCUUCGCAGAGGUUGUGGUUCAGUCAUUGUCACCCUGGGGCCACAGGGCUGUGUGGUGUGUCAGUCAACAAAUGUUGUCCCUAAACCUGUCCCCACCACCCUGGUCACUGCUGUGGAUACCACGGGAGCCGGUGACAGCUUCAUUGGUGCACUGGCUUUCUAUAUGGCCCAUUAUCCCACAAUGCCACUGGAGGAAAUGGCCAGAAGAGCCAACCUUGUCGCAGCUGUAUCUGUGCAAACUGUCGGCACUCAAACAUCCUUUCCAUUUCGGAAGGAUUUGCCAAAUGAACUAUUCUGAAUGCUAUUUGUCAAAGUCCCUUGUCUUAAAACAAACACGAUACCAUUAAUCUGUACAAAGUGGCCACAGAAUUAUUGUUUGUAUAAUACACAAUACCAUGUACUAGAAAGUUCAUGUUGAUGAUUUUCAUUUCACAACAUUAAAACCACCUGCCUAAUAUUUUCUUGGUCCCCUAGUGCCACCAAAACAGUGCCAACCCGCUAUUCUUUUCACCACAAUUGUACAGUGUGGUUACCUGAGUUACCAUAGACUUUGUCACUUCGAACCAGUCUGGCCAUUCUCUGUUGACCUCUGUCAUCAACAAGGCAUUUCUGUCCACAGAACUGCCGCUCACUGUAUGUUUUUUGUUUUUGGCACCAUUCGGAGUAAAUUCUAGAGACUGUUGUGCGUGAAAAUCCCAGGAGAUCAGCAGUUACAGAAAUACUCAAACCAGCUCAUCUGGCACCAACAAUCAUCCAUGCAAUUAUCUAAUCAGCAGUGCAUAAAAUCACGUAUAUAUGGGUCAGGAGCUUAAGUAAAUGUUAACAUCAACCAUCAGAGUGGGGAAAAAAUGUAUCUCAGUGAUUUGGACCUUGGCAUGGCUGUUGGUGCAAGCUGAAUUAAGUAUUUCUGUAACUGCUGAUCUCCAGGGAUUUUCACACGCAACAGUCUCUAGAAUUUAUUCG